Messenger RNA from Porites lobata, 401 nucleotides. The record is from the annotation of a GenBank genome assembly. Lineage: Eukaryota; Metazoa; Cnidaria; Anthozoa; Scleractinia; Poritidae.
AUGGAGGAAAAAAUCAUUUCUGACAUUUCAGUUCAAGGGCGAAACAGUCAAAACACCGGUAAGAAACCCGCAAUACUCAAAUUGAAAUAUUGUGAAUCUCAGUAAAUCCAGGAAAAUGAUUUGUGCAUGCAUUUCAGUGCAAUCACUAUGUAUUUUCAUUCUCCUAUUUCCUAACAGAUUCACCAAACGGUGGGCAGAACAAUUUAAGCGCAUUGCCUGGUCCUGCUUUAGAUACAGCAGAACUUAGCCAAGAAGCACUGCGCCUUUUGCGACUGAACAAAAUCCCCAUCGCACAGUUUUUUGCCCACGUGUUGGAAAGAUCCCAGGGUAGAAGAUCCGAAAUUCUCAACAAACCUAAGACCUUUGAACAAUUGUCGGAGGAAGGAAGAGAGCCCUACUAA